Messenger RNA from Paramecium sonneborni, 1661 nucleotides. The record is from the annotation of a GenBank genome assembly. Lineage: Eukaryota; Ciliophora; Oligohymenophorea; Peniculida; Parameciidae.
AAAUAUGUUGUUGCUUUAUUUUAUUUUGUUAGGGAAAAGCAUGUGUUUGAAUUUUAGUUUCUUAAAUGAUACUGAGGAACAUACAACAAAAAUAAUGAUGAAUGUAGAAUAAUAAUCAUUCAUUAAAAGAUUAGAUGAUUUAGGCAACAUUUUGUAAAUUAUACUUUAAAUGAUAUUAGGUCUGUGAAAUUUACAAGUAUGGAUGGAUCAGAUUAAUUUUGUUCACCUUAUUAUUAAGGAGUAACAAUACAUCAAUCUCCAUCUGGAUUUAUAUCAUUAGUACAUGAAUUAGCAAAAAAAGAUAUCGAUGAAUUAAGUGAAGAUGAUUUAUAUCGUGGAUAUAAUGAGAAAUUAUCAUCAUAUGCAAUAAGUCCAGAAGGAAUUAGUAUAUUAUCUUCAAAAGCUAAAGUAUAUUAUAUUGAUACCAGCUCAUAAAAUUUAUCUAUUGUUAAUUAUACACUACCUUUACUAAAUAAUAAUUAAUAGACAACAUAAUUGGUAUAUGAUGAAAAAUCAAAAUAUUUCUAUGCCUUUUUAAAUGAAAAUAAUUAAGUUAUCAAAUAUUAGUUUCUUAAUAAUGAAAUAUAACAUAAACCAAUGGCAGGAUGGUAAAAACCAAAUGAUAAAUUCAGAGUUAUUGCUAAUAAUGGAUGGCUAUAUUCAGCUUAAGAUUCAUAAGGUCUUUUUAUUUAUGAAAUCUAAUUACAUGGUUUAAGAUUUAUUAAAAAUAUUAAUAAUUAAGAUUUAUAUGAUUUUUAAUCAGAUUCAUCAAGAAUAGUAGAUGUUGCAAUUUUUUAAGAUAAAUUAUAUAUUUUAGAUUAUUACCAUGGAAUAACAUAAUUUAAUAUCCAUUCUAAUGGAAGUUUUACAAAAAAUGGAAAAUUGGGAUUGAUUAAAUAUUAAGAUUGUAAAUCAUUUUCGGUUAGAGGUUCAACAAUAAUUUUAAUAUAAAAUUAUUAAUCUAAUUCUUAGAUAGUAGAGUUAUUUGUAUAAGAUGAUGAUUAUGUAGAAAUGAGAAAAAUAUACACAAAAAGUUAAUUAAGAAGAGCUGACAUAAUAGAUGAUAAUUUUGCGAUAGUUCGUGGUUUACAUGAUCAUAAAAUUAUGCUUAUUUAAAUGCCUGAAUAAUAUUUAGAUUAGGAUGCAAAAAGAUUGUAAUAAUUUAAAUAUAUAUUUAAUAUAGAGAUAAUUAUUUUUUUAGUGGAAAUCUCUUAGGUGUAAAUAAAUAUGGUAAUAAUAAUGAAACUCUAUUUGCAAUUUCACCUCAUGGAUUAUAUAUGUUCAUUUAUAGAUCAUAUCCCUCUAUUAUAAUAUGUAAUAGCAAUGAUAUUGAUUCUGGACUGUAUUAAGCAAAUGUAAUUUUAUUAAUAUAUUUUAAGAUGGAAAUCAAAAGUACUGAUUGUGAAAAGAAAACUGAUAAAUCUAAUCAUCUUCAAUAUUGCAUAACUAAUCAUCUCUAUGAUUUCGAAAUCAAAAAACCUUUGCUUUCACCUUAAUAGUAGUAAAUUACUAUUUAUCUUACAAUUAUUUUGAUGUCUAUAAUUCUAUUGUUAAUCGGAUGUAUUUUAUAUCAUUGCAGAAGUUAUCAAAUCAAAUUAGAAAUGCUAGAGAGAGCUAAAUAAAAGAAAAACCCUUAAGUUUCUAUUAAAAGAGAAGAAUGA